UUGUGUUUUUACAGUGCACAUGACACCAGAGGGCGUAGUAAAGGGAGGCUUCAUUUUCAUGUUAACAGUAGCUGGCUGAGGAUGCACGCAAGGACAAGGAAGAAGUGUGAGAGCGCAGCGUGAGACCUGAUCUUCACAAAGUUGUGUCUGCUGGUUUAGACACACUGAGUGAGGGUGUGUGUUUGUGUGUGGAUGGUUUGUAUGGGUGUGCUUGACUGCAUGCAGAUCUAGGACCCUGGCCUGAUGGAAAAGAGAGACAGGAAGCCGGGAUAUUUUGCCAGGCUGAAGAGGCGGAGACAGCUCAAGCAGAGCCAAUCAGAGAAGAAUGUGAAUGAGCAGAACCCGGCAAUCAUCUCCUGUCCAGACAUCCCAAAUGUCAAUGACACCGACCCCAACAAGAAGACGGACCUCCAGAGAAUAACAGCAAAGACACCUGCAGACUCAGAUGGUGGCUGUAAAGAGGCAAAGAGGGAGAAGAAGAGGCCGCCAGGGACAGUGGAGUUCAUUGUGGGACCUAAUGAUUCCCUCAACAGCAUCGCACUUAAGUUCAACAUCACCCCAAACAAACUGGUCCAGCUGAACAAGCUCUUCUCUCGCAGCGUCUACCCCGGUCAGAAGCUGUUUGUGCCUGAUGUGAGCCAGUCAGAAACAGACUUAAAGUCUCCCAGUUCCUCUGAUCCCGCCUUCACGAAUGGUUUAUCUGAGGAGGCAUCGCAUGAUGGUAUUCCUAACUGCAGGUCAGCGAGGUCAAUCCGGCGUGAGCUCUCCCCGAAUUCAGAGGACGAGAGCCCGGCAACAGUUAAAUUCAUCAAGAUGAGCUGCAAAUACUUCACCGAUGGAAUGGGAGUGGUCGGAGGCGUUCUGAUCGUCACCCCCAACAACAUCAUGUUUGACCCCCACAAGUCAGACCCCCUGGUCAUCGAGCACGGCUGCGAGGAGUACGGCCUGAUCUGCCCCAUGGAGGAGGUGGUCUCUGUAGCGCUGUAUGACGACGUGUCGCGCAUGAAACUCAAGGACGCCCUGCCGUCAGACCUACCCCAGGAUCUGUGUCCUGUAUACAGGCCCGGCGAGUGGGAGCAGCUGCCGUCAGAACGAGACCUAAACCCCUUCAGCCGCUACGAAGCUCUGGAUCCAAAGCGACCCAUCGUCUUGGACGAGAUUGAAUCAGCUCUCUCUGAAACCGGGAGCACAGAGUGCGAGCAGACCGAGAAGUCUCCGUCUGAUGAAGGAUUCACCGAGUUGGAGCCGACAGUCAAUGGGAGCACUGAAGAGCCAGAGGGAACAUCCUCAAAAACACCCAGCAUCGUCAGCAGGGACCAACAGGACCUCUUAGGACCAAGCUGCUCAGUCCGGGGAGACUUCCAGGACAAGUCAGUGCUUUGUCAAACUAAAGGGAAGCUGGAUGAUGAAGAGGAUGAGGGCGUAGCUCAGAACAGCUCCAUAGAGGACGGAGAGUCAAUCCAAUCAUCCUCAGAGACUGAAAAACAAGGCGACUUGCAUGAUAAACCCACAAGCCAAGAGGUAACUGAAACCAAAGAUAUCAAAUCUAAAGGGACCCAAGAGCUGCUAAAUGGUGUAGAUGAUAAAAUAAUCUGCGCGCCAGUGGACCAAAACAAGAAGCUGAUUCUUAAGGAGGUUUCGGAGGUUCGUGGGAACUCUAGUCCUAAGAAGCAAAGCCCAGAUAGACCAGCAGAGGGGGACGAACUCAGUGAGGAGGAGAGACGGAAGAAAAGCUAUGAAGCAGAGGUGAAGUCAUGGCUGCUGGAAAGGAUGCAGGCUCCGAUUGAAGACCUGCUUUUCUCAUCAGAGGAGAAAAGUAAAAAUCCGCCCAUGUUCCUCUGCUUCAAAGUGGGAAAGCCAAUGAGGAAGUCCUUUGCCACGGGGAUGCCCACAAGUCCUGCCCACUCAUUUGGGGCUCGGGGAAAGCAGCCAGAGUACUGGUUUGCUGUGCCACAGGAGAGGGUGGACCAUCUGUAUGCGUUUUUUGUCCAGUGGUCUCCAGAUGUGUAUGGAAAGGAAGCGAGAGAGCAGGGCUUCGUUGUGGUGGAAAAAGAUGAACUGGACAUGAUCGACAACUUCUUCAGUGACCCGGCAUCUUGCAGCUGGGAGAUCAUCACCAUUGAUGAGGCGAAGCGUAGGCAGAGUUUUGGCAGCUGUGACGGAGACUUGUCUGUAGAUGCACUGCCUGCACUCAGUGAUGCCAGUGAUCUGAUGCAGGACACGCACAUUGAGAAGCUCGCCUGCCGCCUGCCGGCCCGUGUGCAGGGUUACCCGUGGAGACUGGUCUACAGCACUGUGAAACAUGGCACCAGCCUCAAGACGCUAUACAGGAACCUGGCAGACGUGGACAGCCCUGUGCUGCUGGUCAUCAAAGACAUGGAUAACCAGAUAUUUGGGGCGUUCUCGACUCAUCCCUUCAGAGUGAGCGAACACUGCUACGGCACUGGAGAGACAUUCCUCUAUAGCUUCUGUCCUGAGAUCAAGGUCUACCGCUGGACAGGGGAGAACUCUUACUUUGUGAAAGGCAAUACUGACUCUCUGCAAAUGGGGGGAGGAGGUGGUCAGCUGGGUCUGUGGCUGGACGCCGAGCUAUACCGAGGCACCACCACCAAAUGCGCCACCUUCAACAACCAGCCGCUCUCCGCCCAGCAGGACUUCAGCAUCCACAGUCUGGAGGUCUGGAUCUUUGAGUAGCCUCGCCGGCUUCAGCUACUUCUCUAUAAUCACUCUCUGCUCCACAAUCCCAAACCUCCAGACACCACCCCCGAGUCUAUUAUGCACCACUUGGAGGCAAACGUAGCUACCCGAAAUUACACUAAAUGUUCUGUGAGAGAAGACAGAAAGCAGCCUGUCGAGUUUUUUUAUUUUGACUGCCAACAGAACUGAAAAGUAAUACAGAGGUGUUACUCAACAUCUGGAGGGUGUGAUUGUUGACUGCUGUGUUGACGGGUCUGAACCUGUCACAAUAAGGGUUCGACCUGCAGGUAGGUUUGGCCAGUUUGUGUGUGGUUCGUCAUCCCUACAAAAGGUGGAAGUGUGAGGAAAAUGUCUUGUUGCUCUCAGUUCAUUGGCUGCCUUAGACACCCAACAACACCUCCAGCUUUCCCAGCAUGCAGACUGCCUUACCACCAUAAGCUUAUGAGGAGAGAGGGAUGAAGAGGACGGCUGCUUCUUGACCUCUUGGCUGUGAGGGCUUAAAGAAGUCAAGUCUACUGAUGUUACUGUUGAGUUAAUCCCACAAAAGAGCGCCGGUUUUAAGUGUGUAUGAAAGAAUAACGUGUCUCGCAAUGCUGUCGGUUUAUUCGUGCGGAAGUAAAGGUUGAUGUAAUUUGUAUGUUUGGGAAUGUACAGGAUCAUGUACUGGUAACCGUACAGAAGAAUAUCCUUUUUUAUCACAAAAUGACCUUGAAACUUGAAGGUAGUUGCCAGAGAGGAUUUAAAAGUAGUAAGUUUGAGAUUUUCCAAACUUAAUCCUCCACCAUUAAAUUAAGUUUUAAUCGCGGGGAAACGUAAAUGUUUACAAGUGUCGCACUUCCUUUGAAGGCCAUCUUGUUCUCUUUUAUGUUGAGUUAUAGACUAAAUGAAUGAUCAUGUUCAACUGCAUUUCCUCAUCAUGUUUUCAUUCCACGUCCCUGUACAAUCCAAAACAAGCCAGGAAACACGCAAGCAGAAAGUUUGCAAUGACCAAAUAUGUUUAUAUUUGUUGUGAUCAUAUUUUAUAUAAUAUUUUAGAUUUUUUUUUAUUUUUACAUUUAAUUUUUACAUUCUGUUUUUACAAAGAAGGUUCAGUUUUUUUUUUAAAUGGUUGUACUUUUAUAGAAAUGUUGUACGUCGAGAGGCUGACGCAUCCAAACAAGCACUAGAAGUGACUGAAGAAACUGUUGUCAGUAUUGGAUUCAUUUCUUACGCUGACUCAUUUUAUCUCUUUUUUUUGUUGUUGUUGUUGUUUUUGUUUUUCGUUUGAUGUCAUUGUCGUUCAGAAUUACAGCCAGUAGAUAAUAUAACAAGAUGUCACUUUGCACUACAGAAUUAACAGUCCAUGCUGUAUUGUGGCCCCAUGUAAUGAAGCAUUUAUAAAAAUUUAAAUUGUUACUGAUUGUUUACAUCACCACUACAAAGAGGGAAGCUGCCUGUCCAACCACAGGUCAGCCUCUGCUUCACUUAAAAUGGGUGGAAAAAGGGAUAAUUUGUUGGUCUUAUUGCACUCUGAUAUGCCACUAACUAAAAGUUCAGAUCUACUAACACAGAAAAAGAAAUGUUCAUAUAUAUAUAUAUAUAUAUAUAUAUAUCCUGUGUAUCUGAUACAGGCUUGUAGCGCAUGAAUAUGAAAUUCUGCAAACGUUUGACACCAUUGUUAUGAUACCUGCCAUACUAUUCACUAAUGCCAGUUAUCGCUUCAUGUGAAAAUGAGCUUUGUUGUCUUUUAGCUAUUCAGUGUUGUAACUGUGAAUGCUCCCUAAGUAUUAUUUCUUGUGAAUCCAAAACUGCUGUGUUCUGUGAUAUCACUAAGGAUCUAUUUAUUGUGUUGUUAUCGCAACCACAUUUAAACCUGAAUAAAUGUUAAAUAUAAACAUA
This is a messenger RNA of Thunnus maccoyii (southern bluefin tuna), 4575 nucleotides long. It is a transcript of the gene ncoa7b, whose product is annotated as nuclear receptor coactivator 7. The record is from RefSeq and is a predicted model, not a curated record. The transcript has 17 exons. NCBI's taxonomy places the organism in Eukaryota, Metazoa, Chordata, Actinopteri, Scombriformes, Scombridae. Gene Ontology annotation, cellular component: nucleus. Gene Ontology annotation, biological process: regulation of transcription by RNA polymerase II; response to oxidative stress. Bases 244 to 2694 code for a protein of 816 amino acids.